AUGUCCACACCUGCUGCAAAGCGUCGUCGUAUCCAUGCAGCCAAUAAGACACUUUCAAAACCUUUCCGCUCACCAUUUAAACCACAGCUUUCGUCGCCUGAUGCUUCAUCGUUGAGCUCCGACCCGGUAUCCAGGUACGGUGCCAAUGAUGAGGUGUCACCUAACAACAUUACAUCUGCAGGUUCAAACCUGACAACAAAAAAUCAAUCAAUUCGCUCGGUCUCAUGCGCGAACACCAAGUUAGGACGAAGAUUUCAACCAACAAUUUCAUCUCCAUUAUCGUCAAACUCUCUACUCAAUAAUGACCAUGAUAUUGCACCGCUACUUCAGAACCAACGAAAGCUAGAAAAACAACUCAAAGAUCUCAAGAAAGAUUUAGAAGUUGCGGAACAGGCAAAAAAGAUUGAGCAAGAAAGCUACAAGAAGAACCCCGAGGAAAAGAUCGACGGAGAGCUUAAUGAAUUAAUAACAAGGUGGACUUUAGCUAGUCGGCAAGCAGCGGAGGAGCUCUACUGCAUAGUGAAAGACCGGGUCAAUAGUAUGGGUGGGCCUCGAGCUUGGAAAGAAAUGGAGAAGAGGAGGCUAGAGAAUUUCCAUACUUGGGAUCAGGAAGUUCAAGAGAAAGAACUCGACAGUGAUGGAGAAAAAAAUAGUGAUUGCGAAAAGAGGGAUAUUUACGCUGAGUACAGCAUCGAUCCGGAGACGGAAAACGAAAAAUCCCAAAAAGCCAAAAAAUCCCACACCUCUACCGAAUUUCCUGGCGAAGAAGAUGAUUUCACUAUGGCGAUGAUGUUGAGAACUAUGAAUAUAGAUCUUAACACUAUUGGUUACGACUGCCAGCAACAACGAUGGACAGAUUGA
This is a messenger RNA of Blumeria graminis f. sp. triticale, 861 nucleotides long. Lineage: Eukaryota; Fungi; Ascomycota; Leotiomycetes; Helotiales; Erysiphaceae. The record is from the annotation of a GenBank genome assembly.